Molecule: messenger RNA, 1168 nt
Organism: Rana temporaria (common frog)
Lineage: Eukaryota; Metazoa; Chordata; Amphibia; Anura; Ranidae
Exons: 6
Coding region: 266-1039 (257 amino acids)
Biological process (GO): cell surface receptor signaling pathway; immune response; cellular response to lipopolysaccharide
Cellular component (GO): external side of plasma membrane
Source: RefSeq, a predicted model, not a curated record
UCCAAUUAAAUGUCAAAGUGUUUGUCGACUUUUUAUGGAUCUGAGAUUCUGGCUGGAACCCGACAGACAGGUAGAUGUGAAUCUCUACAACCAGUUCUCUCCAUGGAGGGGGGAGGAGAACCGUCCAUGCGGAAGGUUUGAGGAGACGGAUCGAAGAGACCGAGUACAACGAAGGCUGGGAGAUCAGACUACAUAGCGACUGGCAGCUCCGGGAGGGAGGAUGUGGUGACGGCAAUCAGAUCCAGAAUCUGCAUCCCCCACCAAGAUGAGUCUCCUGGUGACGUUGCUGUGGGUGGGAUGUACCAUCAUCCAGUCUGUGGGGGCCCCAGUGUCCACCUAUCUGUACGGCUCGGUCCAGCUGCCGUGCUCGUUCCCCUUUGUACAAGAACCGGAGGGCCUGACGGUGGUUUGGCAAAAAGUAGAAUCUGAUGGAAGCAAAUUGCUGGUUUAUAAGCUCAUGUAUGGCAAAGACCUUCUCAGUGACCAGGAUCCGCAGUUCAAAGGGCGCGUGGAACUCUCCAAAAAGUUCUCGCUGGGGAACCUGGACCUGACGCUGAGGAACGUGACCUUCCAGGACGAGGGGAAGUAUCUCUGCAAGGCCGCCCAUGAGAAGGAAGACGGAGAAGUGUCGGUGGAGCUGGCUAUCAGUGGUUUAAAUGUAACGGACCCCGCCGUUAUCUUCACCUACAUAGGCGGGGAUCAGUACCUGCGCUGCCUGAGCUCCGGGGUGUUCCGGGACCUGCAGGUCAGCUGGUAUGAUCUCCAUAAAAUAGACUUAUCCCCCAACGCCACCAGAAGCGUCACAGAUCUCGGAGACGGGAGGAAGAUGGUGGAAUCUGUUCUGACGAUGGAAAUGAUGCCAAACGUUGCCUACUUCUGUCAGAUCCGGGAAGGGAGGCUGCAAAGAACCGUCCGCGCUGUGGUCUCAGAUGGAAAUACGCCAAUCGCUAUUAUUGAAAACUCCGCCACCUGGACCACAGCCUGGAAAAUGAUCCCGGUGCUCCUCACCUGCACCGCCAUCAGGAUCUGCAUUGUGUGAUCACCGGACAUUACAAUACUUCACAUUGUCUGCAGGAUUACAUUGUAUUUCCACCUUUGCCGCCAUAUUGGGAUAACACCUCCUUCGUUUUUGGUACAUGCCCCCAUACAUUUAAUGCUUGUAAAUAUC